UUCACUGCAGUGGUAGAAAUAGAGGCGAGUGGGUCUCAUCUUCCCAUUCUGGAAAACCUGAAGAACACUGUUCUUCCCGUGGAAAACGGACACUACUUACCAGAGCCACCCACUUACGGAAGCCAAACUUCAGGGUUUUGGUUUUGUUUUUCUCAUGCCCAGAAGGUGUCUGGAGAACCAAAGAGGACUGACUCCUGAGGCCUGAUACUCCAUCAUCUCCACCUGCUGGUGCAGCUGAUCUGACCUGAUGGCUUUUGGCUUCUUAGAGAGAAUGACUGAGGCCCUCUGGCUCUUGACCAUUUUGAGUGCUGUGGAAAAUUCAGAGUUUGCAAAGUUCAAAUGCCAGAAAGAAGUAUCUGUUUGCAAAGAUGACCAGGCUGAAAUGAUCUGCAGCAGCACCAAGGACUUUGAUGGUAUAAAAUUGUAUUUCCCUAACGGCAAGGCCGAUGAACAACUCCUCUUCAGCAUGACCACAGUAGGAGAGUCUCCACAUCAGCAUGGGAUGUAUCUCAAAUUUAAAAUCCGAGAAGCCACAUUGGUGAUUCCGAACACCCAAUUUUCCCAUCGUGGAACCUACCGGUGGCUUCUUUCAGGUCGAGGAUCCUCAAAUGAACACACUACGCUACAUGUUUCAGACGCUCCUACAAUCUCCAAGGAAAAUGGCAGCCUAAUCUGCCGAGCACAGCUGGUAAAGGCAGGGAGAAGAAUCAUCUGGUCCAAUGACCUGCCAACAGAGCUGACAGAGGUCACAUCCAAUCUGGAUGCCACAGGCCUAGUCAAUCUCAGCAGUUCUCAACUUUGGAAAGCUAGUUUUUCUAGUAAUCCACCGUGCUGUAAAGUUGUGGACGAGAAGGGCUUCCAAGAACUUUGUGCAAAAACUUGCUAUAACAGUGCCAUCAUGGAUGAGAUCUCAGGUACUCCAACAACAGAUCAAAACAAUACACAGCAGCCUAUAAUAGCAAUUAUAUUAAUUCCUGUUCUGAUUUUGGCUCUGAUUGUGAUCUACAGAUGUUUAAAAAAGAGACAGUCGUCAACUAUUCCUACAUCCACGACUCUCCUCUAAUUGUAUUACUUUCUGUCAUCCAAGAUACUUCACACUUUGUGGACUCCCAAGUAUACUAUAAUGUCUACGGUUAUUGUGGAAUAGGCUGAAACUGAUGAACUCUGAGUAUAGAUUGGAACAUUUUUCUUCUUUUUUUUUUUUUUUUGCAACGUGGCUAAUAAAUAAAUGUUUUGCCUGACUUCACCUGUAUAAUUUAAUACCUACCUUAAUGGGUGUGAAGAGCUGACAAGAGGGAGAGAAUUUGGAACUCAAAAUGUAAAAAAAAAAUGUAAAAAAUAAAUAAUUAUUUUUAAAAGAAAUCAGCCUGCAAAUUCAACUUUUCGACUACUCUAUCUUUUGUCAUAGAAUGUUAGAGCUAGAAGCAAAUUUAGAGCUCAUCAAAUGUUGCUUUUAAAAUUCUAGGUCCACAAUCUUGAUCCCAGAGAAUCUAUGGUAAAACACAUUUUGAUUCCUUUGGUAAGAGAAAUAAGGGGCUACAAGAGUGGAAUGUUGCAUACACUAUUAGAUGUAGUAUUAUCUAUUUUGUUGCAUUUUGUCCAUUUUAGCUUAACUGAUUUUCUUUGUUAGAAGGGAGGGCUUAAUGAGGAUAAGGGUUACUGGCAAACAGUUAUGUUGUAAAAAAAAUCCACCAAUAAAACUUAAAGAAAAACUCUUGA
Messenger RNA from Trichosurus vulpecula (common brushtail), 1719 nucleotides. RefSeq lists its product as uncharacterized. Gene Ontology annotation, biological process: immune response. The coding region runs from base 248 to 1063 and encodes 271 amino acids. NCBI's taxonomy places the organism in Eukaryota, Metazoa, Chordata, Mammalia, Diprotodontia, Phalangeridae. The transcript has 6 exons. The record is from RefSeq and is a predicted model, not a curated record. Gene Ontology annotation, molecular function: cytokine activity.